Messenger RNA from Eutrema salsugineum, 1263 nucleotides. Its product is annotated as protein GID8 homolog. NCBI's taxonomy places the organism in Eukaryota, Viridiplantae, Streptophyta, Magnoliopsida, Brassicales, Brassicaceae. Gene Ontology annotation, cellular component: nucleus; cytoplasm. Gene Ontology annotation, biological process: proteasome-mediated ubiquitin-dependent protein catabolic process. The transcript is spliced from 7 exons. The record is from RefSeq and is a predicted model, not a curated record. Gene Ontology annotation, molecular function: protein binding. The coding region runs from base 224 to 955 and encodes 243 amino acids.
ACGGAAAAUCGAAAGACUCGAAAACCUCUAAUUUCUUUUAAUCAGAUUGUAGAAUUAUAGAAGAAAUUUUCGCAGGCAAUCUAUAAGCAAUCGAUCCCCUAAUAUCCGUCUUAUUAGCCAGAAUCUUUCCCAGAAAAUCUUCGCCAGAUUUUUCCGUUUUUCUCCAGGUAAUAAGUUGAAUUGAGUUGAUUCGAUUCAAGAUGAGAGCCACACUGGCGUUCUAAUGUCACUGUUUCGGAUACUCAUUAAUCAGCUUGAAGAAGAAGACGAAGAAAUGGCUACUUCUAAGAAAGUGAUCACACGUGAAGGAUGGGAGAAGAAACUUAAUGCUGUAAAGCUUAGGAAAGAAGACAUGAACACUUUGGUUAUGAAUUUUCUUGUCACCGAGGGAUAUGUAGAAGCUGCUGAGAAAUUUCAAAGAGAGUCUGGAACUAAACCAGAGAUAGAUCUUGCGACCAUCACAGAUCGAAUGGCUGUUAAAAAGGCUGUUCAAAAUGGCAAUGUUGAAGAUGCUAUUGAAAAAGUGAAUGAUUUGAAUCCUGAGAUACUAGACACAAAUCCGGAGCUGUUUUUUCAUCUUCAACAGCAGAGGUUGAUAGAACUUAUUCGACAAGGGAGAACAGAAGAAGCCUUGGAGUUUGCUCAAGAGGAACUCGCGCCACGUGGAGAAGAAAACCAAGCGUUUCUGGCAGAAUUGGAAAAAACUGUAGCCCUGCUUGUUUUUGAAGAUGCCUCUAACUGCCCGGUUAAAGAGCUUCUUGACAUUUCCCACCGCCUUAAGACAGCAAGUGAAGUGAAUGCAGCUAUUCUUACAAGCCAGAGUCAUGAAAAAGAUCCCAAACUUCCAAGCUUGUUGAAGAUGCUGGUUUGGGCGCAAAAUCAACUGGAUGAGAAGGCAGUGUAUCCGCACAUAAAUGAUUUGUCUACUGGUAAGCUCGAAGACCCAGCAGAAUAAUUCCAUACUUCUUUCAGCAAUUGGAGAAAAGCUGCAAAAGGGAACAAUAAAUGGUGCCCUUCUCUUCCCUUCAAUCUCAAUAACUCAAGAUUCAUCAUAUGUUUUAGCAACAAAUGCUUUCCGCCUUUCCCUUUUCUUCUGCAUUGUUAUUUGUUGGACCCGGAAUUGUUUAGAAUUAUGUGGAGGGGGAACAUAAAGCUGUUGCAGACAAUGAAUUACAUUAGUCAAAAUGUUCAGAUUGUCAACAUAUUCCAUGACUCAUUGCAUAUGUUCAUUUGAUUUGAAUAAAGUUAUCGACCUUAUUUGGA